AUGGAAUCGUCAUAUCAGAUGGAUAUGUUACGUGGACGAUGUCAAGAACUUCCAGAAGUGCGGUCAAAAGUCGUACGUGUCUUUGUUAGUUCAACAUUUUCAGAUACACUUAGCGAACGAGACUCAUUAAUUGAUAGUGUCUUUCCAAAAUUAAAAGAUUAUUGUCGUGAAAAAUAUGGUCUUGAAUUUCAAUAUUCGGAUAUGCGAUGGGGCAUUGAAAAUGAAUCAGCCGAUAAUCAUAGUGAAGUUGAAACUUGUCUUAAUGAAAUAAAAUUAUGUCAGAAAUAUUCAAUGGCUACUAAUUUUGUGGUUCUAUUAAGUCAUCGUUAUGGUUCACGACCAACACCAGCUACUAUUCAUGCAUCACUUUUUGAACGACUACAACAAAUUAUUCUUUCCGAUUUGAAUUUAACCGAGGAUGCUGAACUACUUUCUCAAUGGUAUCAACUAGAUACGAAUUGUAUACCAUCUGCUUAUAUUCUUCGUCCAAUUUCGUCAAUGUUACCAAACAUAAAAUCAACAGAAUUAGAUGAAAUGAAAAAAGCUGCAAAAGAAUGGACAAAAAUAAAUAAUCGUAUUCGAACGUGUUUACGACAAGCAGCAGCGAAAUGUUUCGAACAAGGUCAAAUCAAUGCAAAUGAAUAUGAUGAUUUUUUUAUAUCAGUUACUGAAAAGGAAAUAAUCAAUGGAAUUCUAUCAGUACCCAAUGCUAAUGAACGUACUUUAUGUUUUCUACGUGAAAUCAAUGGUAUUUAUGAUCAUUUAUCAGAUAGUAAAGCAUCGAGAUUUAUUGAUUUAAAUUAUUCUGAUGAUGGAAAACCUAUUAUUGAUUAUGAAGCUGAUCAGUUACUCAAUCGUUUGAAAUCUACACGUAUUUCAAAUGCAUUACAAUCUAAUAAUAUAUAUUCAUAUAAAGUACAUUGGACACAAAAUGGUAUUAAUCGACAUGAUCAUGCUGAAUAUAUAUCGAAAUUUAAUGAUGAUUUCUACGAUGCAAUAAAACAACAAAUAGAUAAUUGUGUUAAAUCACGUAUUAUGAUUAUUUCUGGUCCAUUACAACAUGAAAUAUUGGAACAUGCUAUACAAUGUAAAACAUAUGUAGCUAAAUUUCAUGGUCGAGCUGAUGUUCUAGAUAAAUUAGAAAAAUAUAUUAAAAAUGAAAAGGAAAAUCGACCAUGCAUUGUAUAUGGAGCAUCUGGUUGUGGCAAAACAAGUGUACUUGCUAAGGCUGCAACUGAAGCAUUGAACUGGUGGUCUGAUCGAUCUGUAUCAGUUAUUUUACGUUUUCUUGGUACAACGCCGACUUCAUCUACAGUCUACAAAACUAUACUUUCUAUAUCUCAACAUAUAUGUAAAUUAUACAAUCUAUCAAUGGAAAUCUAUCCUGAUGUAUUACAAUUACGUCAUCAAUUGGAAACUAAUCUAUUAAUGCGUAUACCAACUAAUGAAUAUCUUGUUCUAUUACUUGAUUCAAUUGAUCAACUCGAACCAGAAGCAUAUGAUUGUCAAUGGUUAGUUGGAAUAUUUCCAUACAACGUCAAAUGUAUUGUAUCAACUAUACCUGAUCAUGGUAAUAUUUUAGCGCAUUUAAAAGGAAUUAUUAAUUAUAAUCAGUUAUCACCAAAUGAAACAGAACAUUUACUUGUUAAUGUUCCAUCAUUUGAAGCAUCAACAGUCGAAAUUGUCUAUAAUGAUUGGCUUGCAUUGAAAAAACGUUCAUUAAGUGAUGAACAACGUUUAUUUAUUCGUAAUUUAAUGAAAGAACGUAACGAAAUUCUACCUCUGUAUAUGAAACUUAUGUUUGAUAUUAUUUUAACAUGGCAUUCAUAUGAUUCAAUCAAUAUUGAAUUAAAAAAAUUAAGAAAUGUCGAUGAUUGUAUUCGUUAUCUAUUUCAUCAUUUGGAAAAAGUUCAUAAUCGUCUUUUAUUCAUUCGUGCUAUAUGUUAUAUGACAGCAUGUCGUAAUGGUAUCAGUCAAAAUGAACUUGAAGAUGUACUUUCACUUGAUGAUGAAGUUCUUGCAAGUGUUUUUCAACAUUAUAUACCACCUGUUCGACGUUUACCUGGUAUCUUAUGGACACGAAUUCGAAAUGAUUUAGAUGAAUAUAUCACAGAAAAAGAAGCUGAUGAUUCGUCAGUCAUCUUUUGGUACCAUCGUCGAUUUAUUGAAGUUGCAAAUGCUCAAUAUAUUUCAAAAAUGAAUUCUCAAGAACGAGAAGCUGUUUUUCAAAAUAUGGUUGAUCUAUACAAAGAAACAUGGAAAGGUAAAAGUAAGCCAUUCAAAAUAAAUGAUCCAAAAUUACUCAAUAAGUAUAAUUUAAAUGAAUCAAAUGGUGAAAUUCAAGCAAAUCGAUUUACAACUUCACAACCAAUCGAAUUCGUUGAUGCUAAUGGUCGUAUUCAAUUUAACAGAAGAAAAUUGAAUGAAUUACCUCAAUUCUUGAGUCAAUUAACAACAAAUUUAGGAAUUCCAAUUAUUGCUCAAGAAGUAGUUUUCAAUUAUACAUUUAUGCGUGCUAAGAUUGCAUGUUCAACAUUCAAUGAUAUUAUAAAUGAUUUUCAAAAAUUCACUGAGUCAUCAUCGUAUAGUUUAUCAGACGAAGUCAAAGCUAUAAAAUCAGAGAUUAAGAUUUUUUCAAUGCUCUAUUUGAUUGUUGGCAUUCAACUUCAACAGUAUCCGGACAAUUUCGCUUUUGAAGUAUCUUCACGUCUGUUAAGUCUAUUUGAUAUUAAGCCAUUUAUUACUAAUCUUAUCAAACAAAUCGAUGAACAAAGUAUUCGAUAUUGUUCUUUAAUUGUACCUUAUUGUCAACUUCAAUCGCCGGGUAGUGGAUUAAUCUUUUCAAUGAAUCGACAUACAACAUCUAUAGUAGAUUUUGAUUUUACAGAAGAUCAAAUGAAAGCUAUAACUCUUUCAGACAGAAUAAUUGUCAUAGAUAUGGGAGAAGUACGUACAGUCUUGGAUAUCAAUCUGCCAAACUUAGAUGAACCAUAUUUGAAUUCCACUACAUUACCAGAAACAUAUACUUUCGAUGGAAAAAAUGAAAUAAAAGAUGCACGAUCAUCAAAUGAUUCAAAUGAUGAAUUUAAACGAUAUUUAUUUCUUGUUAAUUCGUUGCAUCAUAUUUAUCUUGUAUCAGCUAAUGAGAAUAUUAAAUUUGAACAUUCGUCAAAAGUUGGUUAUUUGACUGUUGAAAUGCUUGAUAAGAGACGUGCACUCUGUGUUAUAGCCGAACGAAAUACAAAUUAUGUAGAAUGUUGGGAUGUAGUAAGAAAACGAUUAUUUGAUCGAUUUGAGUUUCCUAAAGUGAAAGUCAAAUAUGUUCUUUGUGCUCAAGUUUAUUCGAUGAUUAUUAUUGUUCUGCAAGAUGGUAUCAUUGAAUUUUAUUCGAUUACUGAUUGGACGAAAUCAUCGUUUGUUCAUCGAGGUUCAAUUCAUGCUGGAAUUCAUCUUGAACUAGUCGCAAUUAUCGGUGGAAUGUUAAUUCAUACAUUUAAUGCAAAUAUUCCUAUUGAUUUUGCUCUAAUUAGUUUAAAACAGUUCCAUAAAACGGAGCAAGUCUUAUCCGAUAAACAAGUAUUUAAAACAUUAGUUGCAUUUGAUCCUCCAAUGGGACGAAAACCAAUCGAAAGUAUCAUAUUACCCGAUAUAGAGUCAAUGUCAUUCGAUGAUAUUCAGUCGAAUUUUCCUUUUUUUAUUACCAAGACAAGAGAUGCCAUAUUUAUCGUUCAUAAAUGUAAUAAUAAGGAUAUAUCUUAUAUUCGUAUUAAUGGUCGAUUUGAUGUUGUGUCAAUGCAUGCAAAAAAUUCACACACCUUAUAUACAGCUCGUGGUGGUAUUGUUGAACUUCACAAAUGGGCUUGUAUUGAAAGCAAAGAUUGUAACAGCAGAAAUCACAAAUAUCAAUUGUAUGUUUCUAUCGAUAUCAGUUCAUCACCAAUAACUUCAAUCAAAGCUAAAGCCGGCAAUGCGUCAUUAUUCGUAUGUGCAUUGGAAAACGGAGUCUUUCAAGUAUAUUAUGCAUCACAUGCACGAGAAGCAUUCAAGAACAUGCCUUCGUUUCCACGUACAAAUGAAGUUAUACGAACUGUUCAACUACUUAAUAAGACUGCGAUUACUCUUGACAGUACACAACGCGAACUUACAUCAUGGUCAUAUCAAUAUGCACCAUUCAUUCACUCUACUCGUUCGUUUCUCGACGAUGUAACUAUAAACGAGUUUGCCAUUGCGUUUAAUAAUUUAAAUUCAGAGAUGAUAUUUGUACUCAUACUGACAACUAAUCAUUGGAUUGAAAUCUAUUCUGCUAAAUCACUUAACGAUGAAGCUCUUUAUAGUCUUCAUCUUCGUUCUCCAGCACGAGUUCAUUCGACCAUUAAUGAAAAUUUUUAUAUUUUAACAUGCAAUGGUAUCGUUUAUUCUAUUGUUCAACAAAUUGCUUCUGACAAUGAAUUUUAUUUCAAUCAGAAAACUAAUAGUCAAUUAAAAAUUCCAUGUUCAAUGAUGCUAAGUUCUGUCUUAACUCUCAAUGGACUAGAAAGUCUUAUUGUUUUUGCUGACAAUGGGCAAUCGAUGGCGAUUUGCACUAUGGAACGAGUUAUCUAUAUUGACGUCGAUGUUUCACCUUACAUUUUAUCAUCAUCAUUGAAAUCAAUCACUAGUGAAAAAACACAAAAUUUAUUGUUAUUAUAUUUCAAUAAUAAAACUCUCAUCUCGUGUCAAGUAAAAUUUGAUGGAUCAAAUGAGAAUGGUUCACUUCAAUUUACUCCAUUCGAUCAAGCUGAUAAAUUUUGUCUACAAAAUAAUUGCCUUGCUACGUACAAUAAUGGAAAAACUCAACUUAAUUUACAUGACAUUCGUUCAUGUACAUGCUAUGAACCGAUUCAACUCGAUAAUGAAUGUCAAUAUUUAUGUUUUAAUGAAUCAGCAACUUAUGUUUUCGCAUUAGUCAAACCUCGAGUGUUAUUCAUGUAUCGAAUGACUGAUCGUCGACAAAUGGCAAAAUUAUUUGUCUAUGAUUUUGUCUUGUCUAUCGUAGCCGAUAAUGAUUUUCUCGUAUUAGCUAUGAAUGAUCGGCGUUUACUUACAUUAAUGAUUGCCGAUCCUGAUGAUCCUACAUUACAAGCAAGAAUACAAGCAUUACCAAGCAGAAAUCCUCAGCGUUUGAGUAAAUCUGCAACAAAAAGACUUGUUGACCAUGUGGAAAAAUGUGGCGAUAUGAGUUCAAGCGAUGAAAAUGAAUCUGAUCUUGAUGAUGAUGAUGAUAAUAAUAAAGCCAACCAGCAAUUUAAAAAGAAGAAAAAUAACCAAACAAAUGUACAAAAGUUUGCGUCACCUACUAGUCUCUUUCGUAUCGUUACUCGGUUAAAUGGACGGCAUUCAUUUUCCAAGAUGAGAAAAGACGAAGAAAUACGAUCCCAAGUCAUGGCUAUAUCAUUGAGCAAUUCAGAGACUCUUGAUAUGGCAAAAAUGGUAGAUAAUUCGGAUGAUGAAAAUUACGAUGAUAAUAACGACGUAAAAGUUCCAGAUUUUGUUAUUAAAACAGACGAACAUAAAAAUAUCGAUGCUGAUUUGAAUGAUAUUCGUCAGAAAACAUUAGAAUUCAAUCAAAACCAAAUCAAAGGGAUUCAAUUUGCAAAUGCAGGUGAUAGAAAUUUGAAGAUUGUGAACAAUCACGCAAUAACUUCGAGUACAUGUAGUAUUACUUGA
Molecule: messenger RNA, 5706 nt
Organism: Rotaria sordida
Lineage: Eukaryota; Metazoa; Rotifera; Eurotatoria; Philodinida; Philodinidae
Source: the annotation of a GenBank genome assembly